GCGUAUAGGGGUGUGUGUGUAAGAGAGAGAGGGACGGAAAGAGAGAGAGAGGCAUAAGGAUAUGCAAAGAGCAAAGCUCGUGUGUUGGAGUUGCACUGCCAAUGCGUGCUGUUAAGCACAGAAACCUUCGUCCAGGACUGGAGCGCACGGUGUGAAGGAGCUGGGUUUAGUUUCCUUGCAUUGACAGAAUAAAGAAAAGAAUCUUCAUCAACAGCUUGAUCGUCAGAGCCCAGAAAAGUCAGCAGCCAUCAAUCCCCACAGGAAUGGUUGAUCACUUGCCACUUGGUGAGGAGACCUUCCUGUAUUAUUCCUGCUCUCCAGGGUCUGACUACGGGUGCUCGUCUCGCUACACCAAGGGUGGUGUUUCGCAGGGCAUCAUGGUGACUGAUGCGGGCACCUAUCAGCUCUCCUCCUCGCCUUGCCUCUCUGAAGAUGACCUCAGUGACUCCUCCAGCCCACGCUCCUCCCUCUGCUCCAGCCCUGAGUCCACGUCUUCAGCAUCACAGAGUGUUUUUUGCUCUAGCUAUGAAAGCAGGAGCAUCAGAAGCAGUGGAUGCUCCAACUCGUCAGGAGGAGAGAAUCAAGAGAGUCUUUUGGACCUCCUUCUCUCACAGGCCUCCCUUACAACCUCAUUCAGCUCCAGUAGCAGCAACAUUUCUGUUUCCUCCUCUCUGUCAUUCUCUUCCCCAGCUUCCUCUACCUCCUCCUCUCCAUCAUCCCCUUUUUUGCCCGUGGGCCUAGCAUGGGAGCCCAAGAGGGAGCAGCGAAUUGGUGUCCAGCAGCACUUGACCAAAGAGGAGGGCUUUGAGUUCCCAGUUUUCCUUGAUGAGCUGCAGGAUCCUGAAGCACUCCUCUUUCAGCCAACUCUAGAGGAGAUUGAAGAGUUCCUUGAAGAGAACAUGAUGGUAGCAAUGGAGAAGGAAGAGAAUGGGAGUGACGAGGAAAUGUCACCUCCCAUAUCUAUGUCAGAUGAUACGGAGUUAGAGGGUUCAAUGACACUCGCAGCAAAACCUGAAUCGCCAUCCCAGAACUCAGAUCAAACUGUCCCUGUGGCCUCCAAGUCAGAGGCCAAGUAUGCUGCAUGUGUCUCAGAUACAGACAGCUCACCAGUGACAGGAGGCGGUAGCUGUGUAACUACUUCCACUGACAGUUGUGUUGAUGGGAUCAAGCAGGAAGACUGUGGAUCACUGACACCUUUGACACCAGAAAGUGCUACCAUUGCUUCAAGUGUGCCUGUCAUCCUCCAAAUCCAGCCCAUGCAGGUCAAACAAGAACCAAAUUCCAGUGCUGCAUCAGACACCAUCCUGGAUCAGUCCCAGAAAACCCAUUCCCAACCAACUGAAUCCCCAUCAUCUAUCAAAAUUGCUCAGCUCCUGGUCAACAUCCAGGGACAGACAUUUGCUUUAGUGCCUCAGUUGCUUUCACCUGCAACAACUAACUCAGGCAAAACAGGGAGUGCUGCUCCAUCCAAAUUCGUCCGAAUUGCACCAGUGCCCAUUGCAGCCAAACCCAAUGGACUUGGGGAAGCGACAUUCGGUCUAGGCGGUUCGGCGGCGGGUGUCCUUACCGGAAGUCAGCGAUACCAGAAGAGCACAGUGGCAGACCUCAUCAAAAUGCACAAGUGCACAUUUCCUGGCUGUAAUAAGAUGUACACCAAGAGCAGCCACCUCAAAGCACAUCUGAGAAGACACACAGGGGAGAAACCCUUUGCAUGCACAUGGCCUGGCUGUGGAUGGAGGUUCUCCCGGUCCGAUGAACUGUCAAGACACCGCCGCUCCCACUCCGGUGUGAAGCCGUACCAAUGCAUCGUCUGCGAGAAGAAGUUUGCUCGCAGCGAUCACCUGUCAAAACACCUCAAAGUCCACCGCUUUCCCCGAAGCAACAGGACGGGACGCUCUGUAAAUGGACCCCUCUGACCCCUGACGUGACGGAGGGAGGGCUGGAUGUCUGUGACGAAAGACUGAGGGGGACAGUCCAAACACCCUUAAAAGGCCUCAGUAAAGGGCUGUAUGUGCGUGUGAUGCGCGUUCUUGGUACUGUGAUAAUUUAUUGGGUAACGAGGAGAAGACUGUAAAAAACUAAACAGGAAACUGUUACUUGACGCAGCAAUGUCACAGGUGGAAUAAGCUUUUCAUAUAUAGAAAUUUCAUCCUCAAAUCUUUUAGCUUAUCUGUUUAGAAGACAAAUUUGCUAUUUUUUACACUUUUAGGAGCAUCUUAUGGACAAUCAUCCAUAUCAAUCUUUUUAUUUCAGUCACUGAAGAAUCUUCUACUUUUUAAAAUCCCUCUCUUUUUUUAACCUUUCUGGUAAUUGUUUUUUUGUUUGAAAAGGAAAACAAAUGAUUGUCCAACAACAUGAAAAUGGAGCCUAAAAAAUAAUAGGAUGAUACAUGGUUGAAUUCUUUCUCAAGGAUUUCAAAGUAGCAGAUGCAUCAACAUUCCUCAAGCUUUAAAAAGGUUUCUUUGACGCCCCAGAGUCUCAAAAUUGGAAAAAAACAUGUUGACGAAGCUCCACAAAAUAAUAAAGCUUAGUUCCAUGUUGAUUUACUGCUCUCCAUCGUAAAUCAUCACACUGUGUAAUUAGCACUGGCACACAGGAAAUCUUCAGUGCUCUGUCCCAUCGGAGAAUCUCUGAGUAAAUUGUGUUGUUUUACUGCAGUCUGACUCAGUUUGGAUGUUGAUUCUCCUCAAAAAGCUUGUAUCAGAUUGAAACCUAUUUUGAUGAACGACUGUGAAUUGUAGCUAAAGCUAACAGUGGAUCCAAAUGGUCCUGUGUGUCCGCAUCACAACUUCUGUUUUACGACUUGAUAUUUUGCCAUAUCAUUAUCAGUAUCACUUUAUGUAAUUUCACUUGCCUCAUGUCACUGUUGUGAAAUAGCAGUAGAUCUCAUUUGAAUAAGCUAAAACAAAGUUAGUUUUUUCUCUUCCACUGCCAAAAAAAAAAAUAGAUUUUGAAUGUGAACGCCAAUAUUAUUUAUCUUGUCUGACUUAGAAAUCACCCCAGGUUGUCAAAAGAGCGGUGAUCUGUGGUGUAACUGCCUAAAGCAGACCUUAACAGAAAAGAUACUGGACCAUUAAAAAAAAUACAGGAAAGUUCAAAAGAUGCAAAGUUCAUAUUUUCUAAAGUGAGGUUCUGUAAAGUUGUGUUCAGUGUCAGUUUCCUCACUCUCAGUAGAUACAGUGGUAGAACGACUACAAGAAACUUGUAAAAAGUUUCUACAAACUUUCUACAAGUUUGUAGAAAUGAAGAGAAACUCUCAGACAGGUGGAAGACUAACAGUCAAAUGGACCUUUUAGCUAGCUAUGUAUUUUAAAAACCCAAACAGUAAAUGGUCGCCAGGCUAUGUUAGCAGAUAAUAACCAUCACUGUUUUUACACCAUUGUUGCAAUUCAGGGACUUUCUGUUAAAACUAUUGCUGUUAAUAACUUUGAAGAAUCCUAGUGAAACAAGGCAACUGUCCCUCUAAGGCUUAUAGCAGGAUCAUUUCUUUUGGAAAAUUUGUAACAAUGCACCGAUCAUCUUGAUUAUUUGGUUAAUAUCAAUUAUUUUGAGAUCUGACCUGCAGAUUCCAAUUUUUACUAAUUGCAAUUUUCUAUUAUUAAUAGGUCUUAAACAUAAAAAACAGAAAUGCUGCAGAGAGAGUAAUUUUAAAAUGCAGAAAAUGAAGACAUUAGAGGAGUAUUCUCAUUUAUGUAUCAAACCACAUAUGAAUAACAUUCAGCUGAUUCCUGGUAAACCCAGAUCAAAGUACAUCCUGUGUUUUGAUGCAUUUACUGAUUGAACAUAGUGGAAGAUUUUAGUUUUGGCAUAUUUUAUGGGCAGGAGAUCAAAAUGUACAACCUUUGGUAUUGAAUCUUAGUAAUAAUCAUGGAAAAAUGGCUGAUGUCAACCACUGAAACUUGGACUGGCAGAGAGUUAAAAAUAAAAAUACAAUGUCUUGUUCAUAAACCAUUAGUAGAGUCACUUUAAUUUGUGGAGUGUUCGGGCUCGUCUUGAAAAAAAUACAAAGAAACUUGAAAUGAACAAAUGUAACUGGAAUGUUUUCUCUUUUCUUAUUGGAUUCGUUGAGACUGGAAGUUAUUGCAUCAUGUAACUCAUCCCAUUUUUUUCAUCAAAGCAGGUUUGGGUAAACAGAAAAUAAAAAGCAAUACUGAAAUCCGAUCCUCAGUGUUGAACAUGUCACAUCUGCCUUUGUCCUUUUCUUUAGGGGAACAGUGUUGGGCUUUUUGACACAUCAGAUCUUCCAAAAAAUUCAGUUUUCCUCUUUGCUUCCCCUCAUCUCUGUACAAUGCAAUGUAUCUCUUCAUCUCAGCUGAACUUAAGCCAAAUGUGCCACAGCGAGGCAGGAGUCGGUUUCUGUGACAUAAGUGUGACAGGUGUCAGCGUUUUUUAUUCACAUUUAAAACAAUGAUUGUUGAAAAGUAAAAUUACGUGUUUUGUUUGUGUUCAUUUUCUCAGUAAUUGACGGAUCUAUUUGAAUGUUCAGCACGUGGCCCUUGAUGCUGUAUGUAGAAAGUGUAUUUGCUCUGUCAGGCAUUCCUUCCAUGCACACAGAGGACACACUUUGAUCCAUGAAUGUAUGUAAAUACUGUACAUGCAUCAGAAAGGACAACUGCUUGUAAUAUCUGUGAUUGUGAAAGAUUUUUUUUUUGUGAAAAUGUAGAGAAACUGUACAUAACAAAAUAUUUCGAAUAUAAAAAUAUAUAUGUAUACUGUAAAAUAAGGAGAAUAUUUUUUUUCUGGUGUUCCCAGACCACAUAUGUUAAAGUGGCUCAGUGAGUAUGUCAGAAUACAGUUUCAGUUUUACCUGACUGUCUACUUUUCCAAAAACGUACUAUUACCAAAGUCAUGUCAGCUGGUGAAGUAGAAGCUUCUACAUGAUGCGUCAUAAAAUAUCUCCUGAGUUGUUUACAAAAUGUGGUCUGUACACACUAAAGAUAAGAAUUGACUCAAAUUCUUAUAUAUAUUUUUUUGCUUUGUUCUACUAUGUAAAACACAUUUACAAUAAAAUUCUGAAGCUUAAAUCCUA
Xiphophorus couchianus (Monterrey platyfish) is the source of this 5029-nucleotide messenger RNA. RefSeq names its product Krueppel-like factor 15. Gene Ontology annotation, biological process: regulation of transcription by RNA polymerase II. The coding region runs from base 264 to 1916 and encodes 550 amino acids. NCBI's taxonomy places the organism in Eukaryota, Metazoa, Chordata, Actinopteri, Cyprinodontiformes, Poeciliidae. The record is from RefSeq and is a predicted model, not a curated record. The transcript is spliced from 3 exons. Gene Ontology annotation, molecular function: DNA-binding transcription factor activity, RNA polymerase II-specific; RNA polymerase II cis-regulatory region sequence-specific DNA binding.